Messenger RNA from Macrobrachium nipponense, 2089 nucleotides. RefSeq names its product cytochrome c oxidase assembly factor 6 homolog. Lineage: Eukaryota; Metazoa; Arthropoda; Malacostraca; Decapoda; Palaemonidae. The record is from RefSeq and is a predicted model, not a curated record. The coding region runs from base 158 to 457 and encodes 99 amino acids. The transcript is spliced from 4 exons. Gene Ontology annotation, biological process: mitochondrial ATP synthesis coupled electron transport; respiratory chain complex IV assembly. Gene Ontology annotation, cellular component: respiratory chain complex IV; mitochondrion.
AGACCGCUGAAAUUCUGGCAGUCUAACUGUGUCGGUUGUAAAGUGAGGAUCCCUAGAGAGAGCGAAGGAGAAAGCGGCAAAGAGAAAAAGGGUGGAAGAAGAAGUAGAAGAGCAGUUGCAAGAUAAAAAUAAAAACACACACGCACAUACGGAAGGGAUGUCAUUUCGGGACAAGGGCGUUCGCAAGGCUUGCUGGGAGUCCAGAGACAGAUACUGGGCGUGUUUAGAUCUCCCAGACGUCCAUAGAGAUCACUGCAUGGACCUCAGGCGCCUCUAUGAACUCUCAUGCCCUGGGCACUGGGUCAAACACUUCGACAGGAAACGACAGUAUAUGGAAUUCAAAGAACGUAUACACUCGGUAGGCCUCCCGGAGUCGACCACGCUGUCGCCAUGUCCCCCCCUUGAGGCAUCCCUGACCAGGAGGCAUCGCGUCUACAGCCAGGUGGUUUUCACGUAGCACCUUCCACCUGGCCGGCGGAUGGAUCCUCCUUCCUCCACCCAGUGCAUCGCAUCCUUGCCCGGCCGCAAGAAAUACCUGAUGGGCUCUCAACAGAAUCUUCUGGAAUGACGCCAUGCAUAAAUAAUGUAGCUGAAUCAAGAAACGCACCCCUAGGCCUACGAAUAAUAUGAAAAUAUUUUUGGCAUCUUAUUUAAGAAAUUUUGUGAAUUACUUUGUAGAAAUCGUUUAAUCCUUUGAUAAAAAGACUUGAGAAAAUUGCUCACUGGAGAUUCUGUUCCGUAGCUCCCACAGAUGAUAGGUAGCUAAAAGAUUUACACUUCCUAUAGUCACUUAUUUUGGGAAAAUAUCGCAAUUGCUUUCCGCUUAUAUGAAUAGACGUAUUUUAUUUUUUAAAUAAGGGAUAUCAUUCAGAUGUAUAUAUCGUUCGUUAAGCUUAAUCACAGCAGAGAGUCGAAGAAAGAGGCUUAAAGAUGCUACAGGACUGAGAUGGAGGUUGUUAUUAAGGAGACGUCACUCGAGAACGUUUUUUGCUCACUCUUAUAUAAGACUUCGGCCAAACUUAGCACCAAGAAGCUGUUUUCUCUUCUACAUGUGCAAAAUUUAAGUCCGCGGACGUUUAUUAAGGUGAUGGCAAAUAUGGACAUGUCACUUCGACUUGUCAUCAAUUUUAAUUACUGAUCUAUCACAAAAUGCCAGAAGAUACUAAGAAAUGUGCUCCUGUGACACUGCUUCACGGUGUAAUGCAGAUUGCCUUGGGGACGCUAGGCAAAGGAAAGAGCCGCACGAAAUUCCAUAAAUGCCAAUUACCAAGAGCGCGCUUAUGUCAAAAAUGGGAGCAAUAAAUAAUCCGUCAACUCAUAGGAUUUAACCAUUUCUCUUCCUCGUAUUCUUUAACGGAGCCUAACUGAAAUUAAAAAUUUCCAAACAGAAUGAAAAUUAAAAGUGUUUGAACAAAUGAAGAAGAAAUUAAACAUAUAAUGAAAUGGUGUGAUGUAACUGCAAAAGCAAAAGAUUAACUUUUCGAAAAAAAAAAUCAUAAAUCUCGCAAGAAAGUCCAGUGGUGGAUCUUUCAAUGCAAAUCACAACUCCCGUUUUUUAUCGCGAAAUUAGGCUCAGGAAUGGACAAAUAAAGCCGAAGAAUCCCAUUCUUGAAUUUGCAAUACUUUUAACAGUUUGUGGUGGAAGCUGGAAUGCCAUGCUAAUUAUAAGAGCUUCACUUUCAGUUGUACUUAUAAGCCCUUUUAUAAAAUGUAUGAAGAGGAUAAAAAGGUCAAACAUCCAUUUAAUUAAAUACAUCUGCGGUGUUUAAGCCAUAUAUAUAUAUAUAUAUAUAUAUAUAUAUAUAUAUAUAUAUAUAUAUAUAUAUAUAUACAUAUAUAUAUGCGUGAUUUUUUUUUCUUAUGAACAGCAUCGCCGGAGGAGCUCUUAGGGAACCGAAUGGGAGAGAGACUACACCAGGGCUUUACUAAAUUCUGUGUUAACUGGGUGGAAAAGUGCAGAGUUGUGAUAUCAAGAUUAAAAGUAUAUAUACAUGAUAUAUAUAUAUAUAUAUAUAUAUAUAUAUAUAUAUUAUGUUUUAAAAACUCACUAUUCAUCUGAUGAAAUAAAUAAACAGGGAAAUAAUGAAAU